AUGAGUUUCAGGUGGGUGACCGUGUCUGGCUCAAGCUUCAACCAAGGAUUAGUUGCCUCUCGGGUUAGCCCCAAACUUUCUUUCAGAUACUUCGGGCCAUAUGAAGUGGAAUCUAAAAUUGAUGUUGUUGCCUACGAGCUGAAACUCCGUCCAGGCUCUUCAGUACAUAAUGUCUUACAUGUUUCACUCCUGAAGCCUGUCAAAGGUACCGGUGCUGUUUCCUUUUCACCAUUACCUGCAGAUAUCCCUCCUGUGCAGACUCCACAUUUGGUCUUGGAUCAUCGGGCCAUUACAAGAAACAACCGUAUCUACCAUCAAUUGUUGAUGAAGUGGGUGGAGUCCCCAGCUGAGAUGGCCACCUGGGAAGAUGAAGACGAUUUGCUCCAGAAGUUCCCGGAGUUCACGGCUUGGGGACAAGCCAUUGCUAAUGGAGGGGGUGACGUCACGGUCCGGCCUACUGACAAGUUGCCAAGCUUGAGAAGCCCAAAGCUGAAGAGGGAGAGGAGGCCUAGUACAAGAUAUGCUGGUUCAGAAUGGGUGACCAGCAGGCCCGUUGCAUCGGCUAUCGUAGUGCAUCCGCCGAGCUCGAAACCGAUGGAAGUCGCGGCCGUGGCGUGCCGCGCGGGGCUGCUCGCGCGGGCCCGUCCAGGCAGCAGGGCGCGCACGCGGGCGUGGGAACACGGCGUUGCCGUCGGCCCCGCCCCGUUCGCCGCUCGAAGAAGGCUGCUCGUCGCGUCGCUCGGGGUCGGGGAGCCACUCCCGGAGCAAUCCCUGGGCGAGGAGGCCGUGGCGCUGGAGGUGGGUGAGGAUGAUGAUCUGGACUCCCUUGUUUAUGCCGAAAACCUCUUGCCUCCCGCUGCUGCUGCUGCUGCUGCUGACGUUCCUGAGGCCAGGACAGUGCGCGUCAAGUUCGUGCUGAGGAAGCAGUGCGCCUUUGGCCAGCAGUUCCUCGUCGUCGGCGACGACGCGGCGCUCGGACUUUGGGAUCCGGCUAAGGCGACCGCCUUGGUUUGGUCAGAAGGCCACGUCUGGACGGCGAACACGGAUUUGCCGGCGAACAGGUCGAUCGAGUUCAAGUUCCUGCUGCGAGAUGCCUCGGGGCAUGUCCGUUGGCAGCAUGGCACUAACAGAACUCUGCAAAUUACUGAAACCCCAAACACCAUGGUUGUCCACGAAGACUGGGAUCACGGCAACAAACAGAAAAUAUCAGAGGAGGAAGAGCUCUCCAUCGGGGAAGAAGAUGUGAUGUUUUCAGAGGAUCUUGCAGGAACAAAUGGCGCAAUGCCGGCAGAUACGGCAGAUAAUCCCCAAAAGCAUCAGAAUCUGGAGACCGACAGGUCGGCUGCGGUGGUUGCAGAUGCUCCUCUGCAGGGGGAAAUGGUAGCAGCAAAUGGAACGGACCAACCACAGCUGAUGGUGGACAAACACCAGACGAUUCUUGAAGAGGUCCCCGGAGAACAAAACGGCACCCCUUCUGCCGAUGAUUAUGCUGGCAAUGGCAACGACAACGACGACACUACCUUGUAUCAGGGAGGUGAUCUGCUGCCGAAUAGGCCGACAAGUAUAUUUGAGAACGACUUGGCCUGGGCCGGGAAAGCCAUGCAGCAGCUGCUCCGGAUCCUCGGUUUCCAGAUCGGCACAACAAGAACAUGA
Molecule: messenger RNA, 1653 nt
Organism: Miscanthus lutarioriparius
Lineage: Eukaryota; Viridiplantae; Streptophyta; Magnoliopsida; Poales; Poaceae
Source: the annotation of a GenBank genome assembly